Molecule: messenger RNA, 1374 nt
Organism: Rangifer tarandus platyrhynchus (Svalbard reindeer)
Lineage: Eukaryota; Metazoa; Chordata; Mammalia; Artiodactyla; Cervidae
Source: the annotation of a GenBank genome assembly
AUGCUGCUGCGAACCGCUUGGAGGCGGGUGGCCACGGCCGCCCCCGCGGCUCUGGGGCCGAGGGCCAAGGCGCCUACUCGGGGGCUGCGCCUGCGCGGUAUAGACCUUACUCCCCAGUCUGCUGUUCCCUCUGAUGCAGCCACUGCUCUGGAGGCGGAGUCAGUGCUGCGACCUCUGUACAUGGAUGUGCAAGCUACAACUCCUCUGGACCCUCGGGUGCUUGAUGCCAUGCUCCCUUACCUGGUCAACUACUAUGGAAACCCACACUCCCGGACACACGCUUAUGGCUGGGAAAGUGAGGCUGCCAUGGAAUGUGCUCGCCAGCAAGUAGCAUCUCUGAUUGGGGCUGAUCCUCGUGAGAUCAUUUUCACUAGCGGUGCUACUGAAUCCAACAACAUAGCAAUUAAGGGAGUGGCCAGAUUCUAUAGGUCCCGGAAAAAGCACUUGAUCACCACUCAGACAGAACACAAAUGUGUCUUGGAUUCCUGCCGUUCACUGGAAGCUGAGGGCUUUAAAGUCACCUACCUUCCAGUGAAGAAGAGUGGGAUCAUUGACCUGAAGGAACUAGAGGCUGCCAUCCAGCCGGAUACCAGCCUGGUCUCAGUCAUGACUGUGAACAAUGAGAUUGGAGUGAAGCAGCCCAUUAAGGAAAUAGGGCAGAUUUGCAGUUCCAGAAAGGUGUAUUUCCAUACCGAUGCAGCCCAGGCUGUUGGAAAAAUCCCACUUGAUGUCAAUGACAUGAAAAUUGAUCUCAUGAGCAUCAGUGGUCACAAAAUCUAUGGUCCCAAAGGGGUUGGUGCCAUCUACAUUCGCCGGCGGCCCCGUGUGCGUGUGGAGGCCCUGCAGAGUGGAGGGGGGCAGGAGCGGGGUAUGCGGUCUGGGACAGUCCCCACACCCCUGGUGGUGGGACUGGGGGCUGCGUGUGAGGUGGCACAGCAAGAGAUGGAGUAUGACCACAAGCGAAUCUCAAAGUUAGCUGAGCGACUGAUACAGAAGAUAAUGAAGAGCCUUCCAGAUGUGGUGAUGAAUGGGGACCCUGAGCACCAUUACCCAGGCUGUAUCAACCUCUCCUUUGCGUAUGUGGAAGGGGAGAGUCUGUUGAUGGCACUUAAGGAUGUUGCCUUAUCCUCAGGGAGUGCCUGCACCUCUGCAUCCCUGGAGCCCUCUUACGUCCUUCGAGCAAUUGGCACUGAUGAGGAUUUAGCUCACUCUUCUAUCCGGUUUGGCAUUGGCCGUUUUACUACAGAGGAGGAAGUGGACUACACAGUGGAGAAGUGCAUUCACCAUGUGAAGCGUCUUCGGGAAAUGAGCCCUCUCUGGGAGAUGGUGCAGGAUGGCAUUGACCUCAAGAGCAUCAAGUGGACCCAACACUAG